Molecule: messenger RNA, 5288 nt
Organism: Thunnus maccoyii (southern bluefin tuna)
Lineage: Eukaryota; Metazoa; Chordata; Actinopteri; Scombriformes; Scombridae
Gene: galnt13
Product: UDP-N-acetyl-alpha-D-galactosamine:polypeptide N-acetylgalactosaminyltransferase 13
Exons: 13
Coding region: 546-2261 (571 amino acids)
Cellular component (GO): Golgi apparatus
Source: RefSeq, a predicted model, not a curated record
UUAGAUUGUGCUGAAUAUGAUCUCGCCUGUCCUCUUACCGCUAUAAUAUUCUGUCGGAGAACAGGUGCGUAUGAAGACCUGCGUAGCAUCAUCCGUUUUUAAACGAAUGGGAAAAUUCAUGAAGCCUGUUCACCGGGUUUACUGCGCCACAACCGGGCACAUAUCACAUCAAGGUGUCUGAACAGGUACCAUGAGUGUUAUUACCGGACGGACAAUAUUUCAGAUGGACUGUAACUUAGCUGCCGUUUUGAGACGCAGUGCUUGCGUUUGCAGGAGCGACUGAUUCAGUUAUCUAGCCGCUAUAAUUGUACGUUAGGUCAUGUUGUCUGCGCUCAACACGUUGCCCGAGAGCAAAGCUGGAGCAGGUCACUGAUUCACUCCAUCCAUGAUUUAGGAUGACGCCUCUUGGUCAAACCUGCUCGGUCUCCUCUCUGUUUCCUCCCCCCACCUCCAGAGUUCAGACACCUCAUCAGCAGACUGAGCACUCCUGAGCGCUCUCUGCUACCCUCCCAGUUUGGCUGGCUGGCUGACAUCCCAGGGAGGUGAUGCGACGGUUCGUCUACUGCAAGGUGGUUUUGACCACCUCUUUAGUGUGGGUGCUGGUGGAUGUGUUCUUGCUGCUCUACUUCAGCGAGUGUAACAAAUGUGACGACAGGAAGGACCGCUCACUGCUCCCCGCCCUCCGAGCGGUGAUAUCACGGAGCCAUGAGGGUCCAGGUGAAAUGGGCAAGGCAGUGAACAUCCCCAAGGAGGACCAGGAGAAAAUGAAGGAGCUCUUUAAGAUUAACCAGUUCAAUUUGAUGGCCAGUGACAUGAUUGCACUCAACAGGAGUCUGCCGGAUGUAAGGUUGGAUGGCUGUAAGACCAAGGUGUACCCAGACGACCUGCCAAACACCAGCAUCGUCAUCGUGUUUCACAACGAGGCAUGGAGCACCCUGCUGCGGACCGUCCACAGCGUCAUUAACCGCUCUCCCAGACACUUAUUAGUGGAAAUCGUGCUAGUGGACGAUUACAGCGAGCGAGACUUCCUGAGGAAAAAGUUAGAGAACUAUGCGCGGACUCUGGAGGUGCCUAUGAAGAUCCUGAGGAUGGAGCAGCGUUCAGGUCUCAUCAGAGCCAGGUUGAGGGGGGCAGCUGCCACAAAAGGUCAGGUCAUCACCUUCCUGGACGCUCACUGCGAAUGCACCAUCGGCUGGCUGGAGCCCCUGCUGGCUCGCAUCAAAGAGGACAGGACAGCAGUGGUGUGCCCUAUCAUCGAUGUCAUCAGCGACGAGACGUUUGAAUACAUGGCAGGCUCAGAUAUGACUUACGGUGGAUUCAACUGGAAGCUGAAUUUCCGCUGGUACCCUGUUCCCCAGCGGGAGAUGGAUCGACGCAAGGGUGACAGAACACUUCCUGUCAGGACCCCCACCAUGGCAGGAGGAUUAUUCUCUAUAGACAAAACAUACUUUGAAGAAAUAGGAAGCUACGAUCCAGGGAUGGAUAUCUGGGGCGGAGAGAACCUGGAAAUGUCUUUCAGAAUCUGGCAGUGUGGCGGCUCUUUGGAGAUCGUUACAUGUUCCCACGUUGGCCAUGUUUUCCGGAAGGCCACCCCAUACAGCUUCCCUGGAGGAACGGGCCAAGUCAUCAACAAGAACAACAGGCGGCUGGCCGAAGUCUGGAUGGAUGACUUCAAAGAUUUCUUUUAUAUCAUCUCACCAGGAGUGAUGCGGGUGGACUAUGGAGACAUUUCUUCCCGUAAAGCCCUCCGCGAGGCCUUGAAGUGCAAACCGUUUUCCUGGUAUCUAGAGAACAUCUACCCAGACUCCCAGAUCCCAAGAAGAUACUACUCACUUGGUGAAAUCAGGAAUGUUGAGACCAACCAGUGCGUUGACAACAUGGGACGAAAGGAGAACGAGAAAGUUGGCUUUUUCAACUGUCACGGCAUGGGUGGAAACCAGGUGUUCUCAUACACGGCGGACAAAGAAAUUAGGACAGAUGACCUCUGUUUGGACGUUUCCCGCCUCAACGGGCCUGUCGUCAUGCUCAAGUGUCACCACAUGAAGGGCAAUCAGAUGUUUGAGUACGAUGCCGAGAAGCACACCUUUCUCCACAUCAUCACCCAAUCAUGUCUGACCAUCAGCCGCCUCGAGGACGGCACCUACGGCCCCACUGUGGAGUAUUGUAACAACAGUCCCAUUCAGGCCUGGAUCCUCCACAACUACACGCGCCUGGAGGUCGCUAGACACCUUUACUACAGUCCCACUGAUUAUUUUCUCUAAGCUCCCGUGCGCUCUGGAGGGCUAUAGGGCCUGAGGUGAGCAGGAAGAAGGCAUGAAGACCAGAGCAGAGGCACAUCAAGCAAUGACAGAUGUCCCAUCAAGAUGGCUCUGUGUAUAGGAUGCUAUCAGCAAGACCUUUAGCCAGUCUUCAUGCUGAAUUAGAUCUCAUUUGGCAUUUGUUUUCUAACUAUAAAUAUUGUAUUUUGAUGUGAAAAUCCACUGGCUGUGCUCUGAUCCGCCAGGGAAUGGCGAGUGAUGCCUGAGAUGGAGGAGAACGUGUUUAUUUUUAGCUUAUUAUCUACGUGCAUGGCUGAUUGAAAUGGGCUUGCCAUUGUUUACAAGUUCUUUUGAAGUGAUCAUUCAUUGUGAACCCACCUUUUGUGAACCUGGCCUCUCACGCCACUCUCUCAUUGGCCUGAAGCAGCUGUGUACACUGUGUGCCAUGUACAUAUUGUAGCACAAAUGAAUCCCAAUCAUCAGUGCUUUUCACCAUUCUGCCUGCUUAUUUACAUACUUUUGUAAAGACUGUUUUUUUUUUGGCUCAGCAUUUCUGUCCGCUUCAAGUUAUUCAUUUUCUGUGCGGCCAAUUCUGUUCUGCUGAGUUAUCUGGAGUUUGCACCUCUGAGUCCUGUACUGUUGUAUCUUUCAAAAAGCUAACGAUCAAUUUCACUGUAGCAUGCCAGAGUUUUUGUGUCCAAGCAGGGUAAAUUGGGUAAGAAGGCGCUGGUGUGUGUCAGAAUUGCGGCAGUGAAGUGACCUGCUGUUAGAUGGCCUGAUUUGCUGUUUCACAUUCAGAGUUCCUUGUGGCAUAGCCAGCACAAGAUGAGAGCAUAUACACUAGUGUAGGGCACCAUUAGAGCAAAUGAGACUGUUGCCUGACUCUUUCCUGAGACAAAAGGAAUCUGCUGUUUUUAUAUUCCCCACAAAGCGGCUCAGCCCUCCAGAUCCCCUCCUAGAGUCAUCACAAGCACACGUUGAAAGGGAAGUCUGUGCCUUUCAGCGAGUCCAGUGUGCUGCCUGGUGACAGGGAGGAUAAUGUUCCUCAACCAGGGCUUAUGGUUAGAAACCGUCUUCAUUUAAUUAGCUGGUCUCAGCUGUGCAUACACUCAACGACUUGCUCUGGAGACACUGGUUGGUUUGCAGGGAGGCUGAGAUGGGAGUUUUCUCUGCCUCAAAGGAGGCAUGAAAUAAUUAUGAGCAAAGGACAGGACCUCCACAUUUCUAGUAUUUUCAUAAAAUGUGGAACGGUUUUUCUACACUCCGCCGUUAUACUCCUCUUCUAUCAUCUCUGCCACUAGAGUGGGUUUGGAUCUUUGAAUGAAAGAAAAAAUAUUGUUCUCAUUAUUGCCAAAGCUGGGUUCUUAGGAUUUAUAGAUUUGGUCCACACCCGUUCAGAGAAGCUCUUUGCAUGAAUAUACCUUUUAAAGAAAAGUAUUUGUUGAUUUUACUGCUUCUCAUUUGCACAUUCUACAAAAAUUUAUUUUAAACCAUCACCUUAUUUCUUUAACGGUCUAGAUUAAAUGAAAUUUUGGAUUUUCUUUACUUACCCUUAACACAGAGGAAGGAGAACUAUACAGAAGCACUACCUAAGUUGUAGCUGCUGGUGAAAAAGGAGUUAUUUUUUUAAUAAAGCAAGAAAAGUCAAAUGUCUCUUGUGUUGAGCUACCUUAUUGUUCUUUUCUUUAGUUUUUUGGCAGGUGUGUAAGGUCGUACGCUGCCUGCUCUCUUUGUUCUUGCUCUGUUUGAACAAAUGUGCCCUGUAGGGUGGUCUGUGCACUUCAGGAAAGGUGUGUGUGUGUGUGUGUGUGUGUGCGCGUGCAUGCACUUCUUUGUAUCUAGGCAGAGAAUGUCAGGUCCUUGUGUUUUAUAGCUUAAGAUCAAACAUGGCCUGAGCGUCUCUGUGUGCUCAUUAGUCUGAAUAUCCUCUGUCAACAGUCAAAGCACAAUCUCCUUUUAAUGAAGAAUUAUCCCUUGACCACAGGAUAAAAAAAAUCAUGCCAAUGCACAUGUUUUAGUGCCACAUGUGAAGUAAAUUGUGGUUUGUAGUUGUUAACAUGUAUUUUCUUUCAUGUGUGCUGUGCUGUUUAGCAUGAAAAUCGCUUCCAAGAUAACAGGCUGCAGAACUCUGAAGCAGGUUUUCUUUUGAACAUCUUUACGUUUACAGACAGAGCUACAUGAUGUCUUAGUAGCACCUAACAUAAACAUCAUUUUAUAUUUAACAUAAUUUUUCCAAUUUCUGUCAUGGCAUUGUUUUCCUCAGCAGAGGCACUGCAAGUCCUCCACUUCACUGCAUGUGAUCAUUAGGCCAAGAAAAGCAACUCAAGGGAGGAAUGAAAUUGCGGAAACGUGUUACUUCUGAGGGAAUGAACAUAAAUGGUCAAUCAAGGCCAUUGAGAGCUUUCCUCCAGUUGUUAGCGGGUGGUCUUUAGAGUAUAUGUGGCAGAUAGCCACAGAUUUUUGUUGUACAUGCUCAUGCAGUGUUUAAAUUCAGCUCAUCACAACAGGUGUGUGUGUUUUUUUUGUGUCUGGACAUUUUAAAAGCACUUCUGGCACUUCCAUGUGACAGAGCUGUACACAGAUAGGACUGACAGCGAAGAGGGGACAAUAUGUUGAGUGGAGCAGGAGAUACAUUCAAGGUCAUAUUGUUGUGAGGACACAGUAUGCUACUGCAGAGUAAACUCCAAAAAUAAUGAGGAUGUUUGAGGACAGAACCAUUUAUGGAAUAAAAAUGACUCCCAUGAUCUGUGACAGUUAAACCCAUGUUUAUUAAUCAUCAAACAUAUGGCUGAAACAGUUAUUAUCACAUGAUAGAUUGAUGUAUCCCUUGACUGAAAAUUAAUCAUUUCACAUUUUGAUAGGGCCUCAUCAAUAAUAGGACAUUUUCACAGCAGAUGUUUUGACUUGUCAUAGUAGGAAAAGCACAGGUGUUACUAAUAACGUCAAUGACGGCUCUGCUCUAUUGAAGAGUCUCAGUAAGCCUUGACAGUGUGACAGCGAGCCAGCAUGCACAAUAUCAGGACCCUGAAA